CUAUUCGUUGUGAUUACAGAGAAGGACAGAGUAGUUUCAGUGCUCCCUAACACCAAGUUGCAGCUCCACACCACGAGGUCAUGGGAGUUCAUGGGCUUACCACAGAAUCGUUUUUACCUUCCACCUGAACGAGACAUUAUCGUGGGAGUGUUAGAUACAGGAAUCUGGCCUGAGUCCGAAAGCUUCAAUGAUGACGGGUUCAGUGCUCCUCCGGCAAAAUGGAAAGGGAUUUGCCAGACUGCAAGCAAUUUCUCUUGCAACAACAAGCUCAUCGGAGCCCGAUACUACAACAGUGAGGACUUGUACGGUGUUAAGGAGUUCAAAUCUCCGAGGGACUCGGAAGGACAUGGGACCCAUACUUCUUCCACAGCAGCGGGCCGAGAUGUGGCUGGAGCAAGCUACCUUGGGUUAGCCCAAGGCAUUGCAAGAGGUGGAGUCCCACAAGCAAGAAUUGCUGUCUACAAAGUUUGCUGGUCGUCCGGAUGUGCCAUGGCUGAUAUAUUGGCUGCUUUUGACGAUGCGGUGGCAGAUGGGGUCGACAUCAUAUCACUUUCCGUUGGAUCCGAUUUCCCAGCACAGUACUUCGAUGAUCCCAUUGCAAUUGGAGCAUUCCAUGCGAUGCAGCAUGGGAUCUUGACAUCGAAUUCUGCCGGAAACUCUGGCCCGAGACCAAGAUCCGUCUCCAACAUUGUACCUUGGACUUUGACGGUGGCCACAAGCACGAUCGACCGGAAGUUUGUGUCCCAAGUGGUGCUUGGCAAUGGACAGACCUUCACUGGAAAUGCCAUCAAUCCAUUUGACCUCAAUGGUACGUCAUUCCCGUUGAUCUAUGGAGGAUCCGCUCCAAAUGUAUCGGCCGGUGUUUCUGCUGAUUUUUCAAGAUCCUGUCGUACUGGAUCUCUUAAUUCAUACAAAGUGCAAGGGAAGAUUGUCUUCUGUUACGACUUCGAGGAUGGUCACGGGGUCAUUGAGGCCCAUGGAUUAGGUAACAUCAUGGCUGACAGUGCACACUCUGAUUUUGCCAUCUCCUAUCCAUUGCCGAGUACACUUCUCAAUAUAGAAGAUGGGGAAAAAGUAUUGGACUACAUUCAAACUACUGACAACCCCAUCGGAACAAUCCUUGCCAGUGAUACAUGGAAAGAUGCAUCUGCUCCCCGCGUCAUCUCCUUCUCUUCCAGAGGACCCAACCCAUUGACGCCAGACAUUCUCAAGCCAGAUGUGACAGCCCCCGGCGUAGACAUCCUUGCCGCUUGGUCACCGGUGGCGCCUCCUUCCAUCUACCAUGAAGAUACCACCAGAGUCAAGUACAACAUAAUCUCGGGCACCUCAAUGUCUUGCCCACAUGCCAGCGGUGCUGCCGCCUUUGUCAAAGCUGCUUAUCCUGACUGGUCCCCCACCGCGAUAAAAUCCGCACUCAUGACUACAGCUUACGUCAUGGAUGCUAGGAAGAACAAAGAUGCGGAAUUCGCUUACGGAUCUGGCCACAUCAACCCCUUGGGAGCCAUAGAUCCCGGACUAGUAUAUGAUGCAUCCGAGAAAGACUAUGUCGAAUUCCUAUGCAAUUUGGGCUACAACAGCUCUACAUUGAGGCUUGUGACUGGCGAUUCAAGCACAUGCUCCGGCAACCGCACAGGCAAUGCUUGGGACCUCAACUACCCAUCCUUUGCACUGUCCAUACCAGAUGGCCAAUCCAUCAAGGGCACCUUCCAGAGGAGAGUAACCAACGUUGGGUCUCCAAACUCAACCUAUUACGCAACUGUCUAUGCACCAUCCCUCCUCCAAGUGUUUGUCGAACCAUCCGUCCUUUCUUUCUCAUCCAAGGGUGAGACAAAAUCGUUUACGGUUAAGGUAAGCGGAGGUGUCAUUGCGCAGCAGCCCAUAAUUUCUGGUUACAUUGCAUGGAAGGACGGCGUUCACGUCGUAAGAAGCCCGCUGGUGGUUUACACUGUACUUCCUAAUGAUCCAAUUCCUAUUGGUAAAGCUCCUGGCUCUUUUGAAAGCCCCCCCAUGCGUCAUAGGAAUGGUAUCUUUGGGCACAUUUAGUGAAUGGAUGCAUAGAAGGUAGUAAUGGGGUAUCAUUUCAGAUGAUUCACCAUGUUUGUACUGUUUCUUUUCCUGCAAUGAUAGUGAAAUAAUACAAUUGCCAGAUUGC
Molecule: messenger RNA, 2152 nt
Organism: Magnolia sinica
Lineage: Eukaryota; Viridiplantae; Streptophyta; Magnoliopsida; Magnoliales; Magnoliaceae
Product: cucumisin-like
Exons: 7
Biological process (GO): proteolysis
Molecular function (GO): serine-type endopeptidase activity
Source: RefSeq, a predicted model, not a curated record